Messenger RNA from Seriola aureovittata, 2223 nucleotides. It is a transcript of the gene katnal2, whose product is annotated as katanin p60 subunit A-like 2. Lineage: Eukaryota; Metazoa; Chordata; Actinopteri; Carangiformes; Carangidae. Bases 414 to 1898 code for a protein of 494 amino acids. The record is from RefSeq and is a predicted model, not a curated record. The transcript has 16 exons. Gene Ontology annotation, molecular function: protein binding; ATP binding; ATP hydrolysis activity.
CCAGAUAACCAACUCUCCAAGCUCUGCUAGCUUUACAUUAGCCGCAUGUUAGGUCUUAAAUUACAUUUAGUUAGGUCUUAAAUAUGUAAGUCCAUUUACUGCUUCCUUCGUUGCUUUUUUUUUUGUUUUGUUAAAAGAGUGAAUGAAGUUGUGACGGUCUCCGCUGAGACAGAGGAGAGGAGAAGCUACUAGCCCUCUCUCGCUGUCACUUCUAGUCGCGUUGCUCUCCUCCCCAGUAAUGUUAAAUUUAGCACAGAAAAAAACAUAAUAGUGGUAAUUUAAAUAGCGGUUCAUGGGAUUUAUUAACCCUCAGGGGUCCCUCCUUCCUUUUUUGGACAUUUUCUUCACUUUUCUUUUUUGAUUUGCUGAUCAUUUUGGCUCUGUUACAGCUGAAGGAUGAGCUGAGGACUGAAAUGAGGAGGAAGAGCCUUCUCAUCCUCAUCUACCACCACCUGCUGGGGCAAGGCUAUGUGGCAGCAGCAGUGGCCUUGGACCAGGAGACAAAUGGAGGUGUGAGGAAGUUUGAGGUUUGCGAUAACAUCGAUCUGGAGAUGGUGCUGAUGGAGUAUGAGAGUUAUCACUAUGUCAAGUUCCAGAAAUAUCCCAAACUUAUCAGAAGAACAGUAGAGCCAGGUGAAAAUAGAAUUGCAAAAAGUGGAGUAAAGAGGAGCCCUUGUUCAGCUGUGAAGCCUCUUCCCAAAAUCAAUCCGUCCCAGAGGCCACAGUCUGGAAACGGAGCAAAGAAGGCAGCCGCCAGUGAGAAUGGUUCGUCUGUUCCUUCAGAGUCAUCAGAGUUUGGUCUCAGUGUUUCAUCCAUUAAAAAUGGACCAGCAGGGGAAGUAGCGACAAUCAGGAAGGGACAGGUGACUGAUGGUAAGGGUUUAAUCCAGGAUGCUGUCAAAGGAUCUGGUAUUGACUCAGACCACAUGGAACGGCUGCUGAAGCCCCUCAGUGGCUUUUCUGGAAUGAGUGGCGAAAUGACAGAACUGGCUGCAAUCAUCAGCAGGGACAUCUAUUUGCACAGCCCCAACGUGCGAUGGGAGGACAUUGUCAGCCUGGAGGACGCCAAGCGAUUAGUCAAAGAGGCCGUCGUCUAUCCCAUUAAGUACCCACAACUGUUUACAGGCAUUCUGUCUCCAUGGAAGGGCUUGCUGCUCUAUGGCCCCCCAGGCACAGGUAAGACGCUUCUGGCCAAGGCCGUGGCCACAGAAUGUAAGACGACCUUCUUCAACAUCUCAGCCUCGAGCAUCGUCAGCAAGUGGAGGGGAGACUCCGAGAAACUGGUCAGGGUCCUGUUUGAGCUGGCCAGGUACCACGCCCCAUCCACCAUCUUCCUGGAUGAGCUGGAGUCAGUGAUGGGCCAGAGAGGAACCAGCAUGGGAGGAGAGCAUGAGGGCAGUCGCAGGAUGAAGACAGAGCUGCUGGUUCAGAUGGACGGACUGGCAAAAUCAGAAGACCUGGUGUUUGUACUGGCUGCCUCCAACCUGCCUUGGGAAUUGGACCACGCCAUGCUGAGGAGGUUAGAGAAGAGGAUUCUAGUGAGUCUUCCACAGUCACCUGCUCGCCAGGCUAUGAUCUCUCAUUGGCUGCCUCCUCUCAACUCCACAGGAGGAGUGGAGCUACGAACUGAGUUGGACUAUGAAACCCUGGCAAAAGGCAUGGAGGGUUACUCUGGCUCUGAUAUCAGAUUGGUGUGUAAAGAGGCUGCUAUGAGACCAGUCCGCAAGAUCUUUGAUGCUCUGGAGUCACAUCAGGAUGAAGACACUGACUUGCCAACCAUCCAGCUGGAAACUGUGACAACAGCUGACUUCCUGGAAGUCCUCGCACACACCAAACCCUCAGCCCGAAACUUGAUGGACAGAUACACAGCCUGGGAGAGAGAGUACGAGUCUGUCUGAAGACUGAAGGAUAAACAGACAUGAAAAAAAGACUUUCACACUAACACUGCAACAUAUCUGGAUGAGAUUUCUUUUACUGCAUACAAAUUCACCUACUGCAGUUAAUGUUACACUUAGUGGGAGCUAUAGCAAGAGUUGCAACAUUAUGCUCUUUUGGCCUAUGUUUUUUAAGCUUUGGACAUGUGUCACAUAUUACAAACCUGGAACUGUAGGUUGGGACAGAACUGGUCUGACAGCUUAAAGCCUUUCAGAAACAUUGUAUGCACUAGUACUUUGUGUGUCAAAUUAUGACUUCAUAUUUGACACUGAGGAAAAAGAGAAACUU